Molecule: messenger RNA, 2494 nt
Organism: Monopterus albus (swamp eel)
Lineage: Eukaryota; Metazoa; Chordata; Actinopteri; Synbranchiformes; Synbranchidae
Gene: nopchap1
Product: NOP protein chaperone 1
Exons: 4
Coding region: 34-486 (150 amino acids)
Biological process (GO): box C/D snoRNP assembly
Molecular function (GO): box C/D methylation guide snoRNP complex binding
Source: RefSeq, a predicted model, not a curated record
CAUUUACUUUACCUCUUACCCGGAUGUAACUCGAUGAAAACUCACAUAGAAUUAAACAUGAAGAAAAGGAGUUCGCAGGCACUGUUGGCAUGUGGCAACGAAGGAGGGUUCAGCAAGAAGUUUCUCCUGAAGCCAAAGCCUAGUAGAGCCCCGCUGACUGAGAGAGUCCCAAGAAGCAGUGUGUUGGAGCGGCUUCAGAGUUUCUUGCCUCAGAUGGCCGAAGCCAAUGAGAAAUUGAAGCAGCAGAUGGAGGAGGCUCCCGCUGGAUGCUUCAACAUAGAAAACGUGGAGGAUGCACAGAGGGUCAUAGAGAUGGAUGUAGCACUGGUGGAGCUCAGCGGGUCAGAUUCAGAAGAUGAAGAGGAUUUGUCGGACUCUGAGCAGGGAUCAGACUCUGAUGAUGAGCACGAGAUCACAGAGAGGAACCUCAAGCUACCUGGAGACAAAGGCAAGAAGAAGAAUGUCAACAUCCAGGUUGUGGAGUAGUAGGGGGAGUAGAGCAGUACACACACAGGCUUUUGAUUUUCUUUUCCUCCCUGAAGUGGUGUGUGUAAGCUGCAGAGACAGUGAACAGAAAACCCCUGUGUGGAGGUAGACCUGCUUCAUCUGUGCAGGAAUAAAGAUUGAGAUUACGGUUACAAAAGUGCUGUUGGAGCCAGAGCAGGUACUGUGACUACCUCAUCUAGUCCUGACCAUUUGACCUCUGAUAGCACACCUUGUUUUUGACCUGUACAUUCAUGCACCAUUUUAUGCUAUAAACAAACAUCCAGAUUGAGUAAUUCUUAAUUUAAAUGUGAGCUAGGUAAACUAAUCCUAGGAAGACUCUUUUGCUCCUGUUGCAAACCUCACUCAGUGGCCACGUCUCUAAUAGUAGGCAGGAAACCUCUUUCCCCCACAACAGCCUAAAUUGUGGGUGUCAUGAACUCUACAGCAUGCUGGAAGCUUUCUUUAGAGAUUCUGCUCCCUGAUGACAUCACAUGUUUGCUGCUGGCUCUACGUUCAUGUUGCAGCUCUCAUUCUACCACAUGAACCACUGAACUUAUGUUGAGGUGGUGUGUGCUUUGUGACACAGAGUUACCCUGUUGGAAGUAGUCAUUAGAAGAUGGUAGACUGUGACCAUGAUCAGUGGGUGUUAAGGUGUUUCAUGUGUGCCAUGAAAAUAUUUCUCACACCAUUACACCACCACCACCAGCAGCAGUCUGACACAUUCAUGUUUCAGUUCUCAUCAUGUGCAUGCAUCAGCAGAACUCCACACUGGCCAGACCAGGAGAGGUUUUCCAUCUUCUGCAGUCCGGUUUUGGUGAGCCUGUGUCCCCUGUAGCCUCAGUCUCCCAGUGUGGUUCUGCAUGAUUUGCAUUCAGAAAUGCUCUUGUGCAGAGCGCUGAUGUAACGCGUAGUUAUUUGAUUUACUAUGUCCUUGUUGUUAGCUUGACCAAUCUGGCCAUUGUUUUCUGACCCUUCUCAUUACCUCUGCCCACUGAAUGUUCUUUUAGAUUUUUGUACUAUUCUCUGUUAACUCAACAGUGUUGUGUGUGAAAUCAUGAGUUUAUGACAGACUGAAACCUCAAACAGUCAUUCUACACACCAAGUGAGAUCAUUCAUGUUCUUAUGUUUGUCCUGAACAACAGCUGAACCUGUUGUACUUAGAGUUGCUGCCACAUGAUUGGCUCAUUAGAUAUUUGCAUUAUUGAGAAUUUGUGCCUAAUAAAGUGUCCAGUGAGAGUUAUUUUUUUUAAGUGAGCCAAUUUAUUGAAUGUGUAGUCCAUUUAUCACAUGUUGGUGUUUAAAUCAAUUUUUGUAAAAAUACAUUUAAAAUCGGUUAAAAAAAAAUUUAAUAAUUAGAAAAACGUUAUAAUUACGCCUACUGGUUUUUAAUAUCCUAAUCCUAUUGAUUGAUUGAUAUUGCUAAUUUGUAUCUGAAAAUUUAAGUGUGAAAAUAAAUUAAUCAUGAUUGAGAGAAUGUUUGGUUGAAACAGUUUGGUUGGUGCCAGGAAAGUGUUCAUACCUGGCUGUACUCAUGACCACCAGUUCAGGAGAGAGCAGAAUCACUAUUUCUUCCCAUCACGAUGUAUGUCACAGUAUUUUCUGAAUAACAGCGGCAUUACACAGUGAAGUUCAAAUUGAACUUUAUUCAUCAUUGUGAUUAAAAGCUCUCACCUUUUUCAAAGUGUGUGAAAGAAAACACUUGCUUUUGUAGCCCUUCACUGACAAUAUGGGAAUAGAAAACGAACGUCAUCACAUAUAUCAAUGGUGAUGCAUAAAAACAUCUAGCUGGUCUUCAACAAAUAGGAACACUGUUCACAGGUUCUGUGUUUAUUUCCACUACAGUGUGUUCUGUGAGCUAAAUUUCAGCACCACUUAAGAGGCAGUACUAAAAUCAUGUUCCAGGAACGCCUUAAUCAUUAGUAUUACAAGAAGGGUGUGUAAAGAGGCACUUAAACUGCUUUAGAGGUAAAAGGAGGACUUUAGUGAGUGGGCCAAGGGUAAAAUGUUG